GCGUCAUGGCGGCUUCUUUUCCGCUCCCAGUGACCCAGGACCUGUCCACGUUGCGUGCCAAGUUGCAGGGACUGCUGCAGUUCCUGAGAGAAGCCCUGUCCAUUUCCAGUGCACAUACGGUGGACUUCUACACUGAGUCCGUGUGGAAGCAACUGGUCGACUUGCCCCCGGAGACCGUGCUGGGGGUGCUGAGGCGGUCAGCGGCCGAGGCGGAGGCUCGGUCCCCCGAGGCGCGCCUCCUGGUGGAAGCCGAGAUGGGAUCAGGUAUUGCCAAUUUUCCCCAAAUAUUUUGUGAAACUUCCCAGAAGCUAGUGAGUGUGGAAGCCUUUGCUUUGGCUGUGAGAUAUUAUUCUGUACAAAACUUGGGAAUAUGUACUCCUUUUGAACAGUUGCUUACAGCCCUUCGAGGAAAUCAAAAACAGAGAACUGGUGAAAAUGUGAAACCAGAUGAGUUUAUGAAUUUGAAAAAGUCUCAUGAAGUUCAGGUUAUGUCAGAGCUGAUCAGCAGUAUUGCUGAUUACUGUGGAAUAAAGCAGGUAAUUGACCUGGGUUCUGGAAAAGGCUACCUAAGCUCUUUUUUGUCCUUGAAGUAUGGCUUAAAAGUUUAUGGAAUUGAUUCCUCAAAUACCAAUACUCAUGGAGCUAAGGAGAGAAACAGGAAAUUGAAGAAACAUUGGAAAGUCUAUCAUACUCGGUCAAAAUUAGAUGGCAAUGGACUGGCAUUAAAAAUGGCAAAAGAAAGAAAAGUGCAAGAUGAAAUUAAAUAUAAAGUAGAUAUUGAGGGAAUAUGUAACAACAGUCCUGCAAAUCAAGGAAAGAUGUCUACCUCGGAUUUUUUGCCAGAUUUUUCGGAUUCUGUAAUUUCUAACAUUAGAACACAAAUGGAAAACCUACAUGUGUAUUCACAUCGAGAAGAAAAUUUGUGUUUUGAAAAUGCCUUUUCUCUUAUAGACCUUUUGCCUAUUAAUGCUGUAGAACCUACUUCAUUGCAAACAUCUAAGAGAAAUAUGUCUGAAGCAAAUAAAGAGAGAAGAAAAAUGAUAUCAAAGUCAAAUGAAUCAAAUAUAUACUCACCUUUAACGUCUUUUAUCACUGCUGAUUCAGAACUGCAUGAUAUUAUUAAAGACCUGGAGGAUUGUUUGAUGGUAGGCCUCCAUACUUGCGGUGAUCUUGCUCCAAAUACCCUGCGAAUAUUUACUUCCCAGCCUGAAAUCAAGGGAGUUUGCAGUGUGGGUUGUUGCUAUCACCUCUUAUCUGAAGAAUUUGAAAACCUGCACAAAGAAAGCACCCAAGACAAGUGGGGAUUUCCAAUGUGCCAUUAUUUAAAGGAAGAGAGAUGGUGCUGUGGUCGUAAUGCCAGAAUGUCAGCAUGUUUGGCAUUGGAACGGGUUGCGGUUGGCCAAGGGCUGCCUACUGAAUCACUCUUCUAUCGAGCUGUCCUUCAGGAUAUUAUUAAAGAAUGUUAUGGCAUCACCAAAUGUGAUCGGCAUGUUGGUAAAAUUUAUUCCAAAUCCUCUUCCUUUCUGGACUAUGCCAGAAAGUCUCUAAAGAAGCUUGGGUUAGAUGAGUCCAAGCUGCCAGAAAAAGUUAUAAUGGACUACUACGAGAAGUACAAGCCUAGAAUGAAUGAGCUGGAAGCUUUUAAUAUGUUGAAAGUUGUUCUGGCUCCUUGUAUAGAGACACUGAUUCUUCUGGAUCGACUUUGCUAUCUGAAAGAGCAGGAAAAUAUUGCAUGGUCUGCACUUGUGAAGUUGUUUGAUCCUGUGAAAUCUCCCAGAUGUUAUGCUAUUAUUGCUCUGAAGAAGCAGCAAUGAUUUCAGUUGAAGCAAGGUAUUAGAUGUAUCUGUUUGUGGAAACUAUCACUAAUUUUGCUCUUCUAAACAUUUAUGUUGUGUUAUGUAAAUAUUUGAAAAAACAUUGCUCUAUAUUUUAAAUAAACAAUAAAAUAAUAGCUAACAACAGAACACCAUAAUCUAUUUUUCCAUUGUCAAAGCAUACAUUAAUAAAACAAGAACUCAUGAAAAUAUUUAAAGUAUUGACCUACAUUCCUGAGUUACUGUAUCAAUAGGACAUUGUAAUCUGACGCUUGUUUCCUAUUGUUUGAGACCCUUAAUAUUUGCUACAUACCACAUUUUGACUUUUAUUGAUUUAAAAACUUUUUGGACAGAGGAAAGUUAUAGGUGUAUAUAUAAUAAAAUUAGCACAGAAGAUCACUUUCAUUUUCCUCCAGAUUUUGGAAGGAUUUUCCAUGUCAUCUGGAGGGAAAAAUCCAAAAAGGAAAGAAACACCCAGGAACCAGGCAGAUACAAAAAGUGCUUAAUAUGUGUUUUCAUCUAAGUUACAUGAAAAGAUAUUCUGUGUCCUUAAAGAAAUAUGCAUCUUGUGAGCUUCGCUUUAAGGAAUCUUGAAGCUACUUAUCUUACUAAAAUAGAUAAUUACCUUGUGCUCUGUAGAAAGCCAGUCUGAGAAAAGCAAGAGAGAAUUAAAGAAGGCCAGUGCUAUGCCCAGUGUGGUACAGGUUCUUUUCAUUUGCAGAAAUCUUGAGAUUUCUAAUAUACACAGAAGAUACGACAGUUGGCAAAAAGCUUCCUUGAUGCUCAGCAAAAGACUAUAAAAUUCUCCCAUCAGAAGAAGUAACUACUCUCUUAAAUUUUAGAGUCUAUCCGCAGAUGGAAAGAAUAAGUUUUUGCUCUGUGUUGUGAUAGGAAGUUUGCAGCCAUUAUAUAUGUGGAUGAUCAGGUACUUUGUAUAGCUAGUACAAUACUGGGGAAAAUAGCCACUUUUUAAGCUUUUUAUUAUGGAACAUUUCAAAUAUGUUCAGAAAUGAAGAGUAGAGUCUAACGAAUCGCAUGUACUCAUCACAAACUUCAAUAAUUAUCAACAUUUUACCAGUCUUGUUUCAUCUGUACACUUACGAGCAUGCACCCGUUCACAUUUGCCACCCCACCCACCGUUCCCAGAUAUGUAAGAUUUUGAACUUUUGCCCUGAUGCCUAAAUAUUUAUAUAACAUUAUUUUCUCAUUAUAAUAAAGAAAAAAAACUUCAUGUGUGUAAAGCUCUGUUUAGUAAAGUGAACUCCAACUGUUUCAAUACCAAGGAAACUUUGUAGUAACUUCCCUAUGCCUUAAAACAUUGUCAGAAAUUAUAUUUAUCAGUUAAUACUUUCCAUUUUUAAUAGAGACAUUUCUGUGAUUCAAGCUAAUCAACAUGAGAUAACUUGUAUGACCCACUGAGAUGAUAAUAUUUCAGCAAAAGAACAAAGAAAUAUAAUAUUUUGGCAGGACUACAGCUUUAUACACAUGAAUCCCCAUUGCAAUGUUUGUAGACUCUCCUCUCAUAAAAACUGCUCUUUGAGAACUCAUUUACAGUUGAGCUAAAGAAUGUGAUGUAUUGGCAGGAGCAUCAGUCCUGACAGUUACAUUCUGAGUGAGCUAAAGCAAGACUCUUAAUAUCUCAGAGCCUCAUUUGUAAAGUGGGUUUCAUUUAAUUUUCAUUUUAGAAACAUUUAUUGAAUGCUUAUCAUGUGUCAGAUGUUAGGCUAGGCACUGGCAGCAUGGAGACAAACAAGAUAUGUCCCUUUUCUCAAAGAGCUCACAGUCUAGUAAGAAAGACAACAAAAUUACUAAUUACCAUAAUUAGUACUGUAAUUAUUGUAUAGGGCUGAGAGGGUCAGGACAUGAGAUCCUUUAUGGCACCUUCAAAUUGAUAAGACUUCAAGGGAAGAUAGGCUCAGUAAUAUUAGUACCAUAGUUUAGAUUCAUAUGAGUUAAAUUAUUGUCUGUCCUUGUGUAGGUCACUUUAGUAUUCAGUAUGCCUCAGGUUUCUCAUCUGUAAAAAGAAUAUAAGAAUAAAAUUUACUUAUAAAG
Molecule: messenger RNA, 3866 nt
Organism: Lynx canadensis (Canada lynx)
Lineage: Eukaryota; Metazoa; Chordata; Mammalia; Carnivora; Felidae
Gene: METTL25
Product: methyltransferase like 25
Exons: 12
Coding region: 6-1814 (602 amino acids)
Source: RefSeq, a predicted model, not a curated record